AUGUUACGUACGCUCACCAGAUCUACAUCAAAACAUACCAGAACACUUCUUAGGCCUGCAUCUCAGUUCACUCGUUUCCACUCGUCUGGAAGCUCGCCAGUGACUGAGGUCAGAGACUUGAAGCAAUUCGCAUCGAUUGUUGCCAACAAGGAGAAAGCUACUGUGGUGGAUUUCUAUGCUACUUGGUGUGGUCCAUGCAAGGCAAUUGCUCCUGUUUUUGAUGCUUUGGCCGAGAGAGUUCCGGAGGCUCAGUUUGCCAGGGUGGAUGUUGAUGGAGCAGAGGACGUUGCACGUGAGUACGGAAUCACUGCCAUGCCCACCAUCAUGUUUUUCCAAGAUGGAGAGAAAGUCGACACUGUUGUCGGUGCCAACUUGCCCAAGAUGGUGAAGUUGAUUGAGCAAUAUUCUGGAGUUGAUGUCAAGCUGAGAUGA
Molecule: messenger RNA, 432 nt
Organism: Sungouiella intermedia
Lineage: Eukaryota; Fungi; Ascomycota; Pichiomycetes; Serinales; Metschnikowiaceae
Source: the annotation of a GenBank genome assembly